GAAAAAUACAAUCCCAGUGUUGUCUCCAGAUUCACACACCCAGCGAUGACAUCUCAAAAAACAGCAGACGACUACAAAAGCCAAAACACAGAAGCUGAGCUUGUUCGAAGCCAAAAGCUUUAGUUUACUAUUCAAGGUGGGACCAAGAAAAAGUGGAUUUGCUCACUAUCUCGUCCAGCAGCGGGGUGCGUUUCACCACUGUGCCAUGGAGUUUCCAGAUCUCGGGGAGCACUGCUCGGAGAAGAGCUGCAAACGACUCGAUUUCCUUCCAAUGAAAUGUGAUGCCUGUGAAGAGAUUUUCUGCAAAGACCACAUAACUUAUGCAAAUCACAAGUGCACUUCAUCAUAUAAGAAGGACGUCCAGGUUCCUGUAUGUCCAUUGUGCAACAUCCCCAUUCCCAUCCGAAGAGGAGAAAUGCCAGAUAUCAAAGUCGGCGAGCACAUAGACAGAGACUGCAAAUCUGACCCUGCCCAGAGGAAACGAAAGAUCUUUACUAAUAAAUGCUCGAAGGGCGGCUGUAAGCAGAAGGAAAUGAUCCGGGUGACGUGUGACCAGUGCCACCUAAACUACUGUCUCAAACACAGGCAUCCACUCGACCAUGACUGUAAGACUGACAACAAGCCGGUCUCCAAAUCAGGGCAUGCAGCUUUAAUGAGGGCUCAGGGCUCUUCUUCCAGUAACACAGCAGCUUCAUCCACUAGAGGGAGCUCUAGGAACAUGUCUAAUGGAGUCACUGGAAACGCCAGACCUCAGAGCAGUAGUGCACCAAGGACAAAUACUGCACCUCCACCCAUGGUGUCUCCCACAGCACAGAAUGUAAUUCCCCCAUCAGUGUCCUAUCAAGCUGGGCUGACGGAGGAGCAGGCCCUCCAGAGAGCUUUAGAAAUAUCACUGGCUGAAUCUGCUCGAGCAAGCCAGCCUACUCUAAGCCCUCAGGAGCAGGAGGAUCUGGCCUUGGCUCAGGCUCUCGCUGCUAGUGAAGAAGAAUACAGGCGACAGCAGCAGAGACAACAGGUAGCCAGAAACCUUAGCAGUCAGUAGCAUACUAUGCUAACAGGACCACAUCUAGGGAGGAGUUUCCAAACAGUCCAGCUGCCGCCUUUCGUAAUGUGAGGUGUCGCUGACCAACUUUAAUCUGCCUCAAUCUGCACACAAGCACCAGUAAUGUAUCCGUGAGCUGCACAGUCCAGAAUAUAAAGCUUCUUCCUCCUGAAGGCUGUUAUGUUGUCUUCGUUCUUCUGUUUUGCGUCAUUCUGUAGUGCUUUUUAGAUGGGCAAUUCUGCCAUUUCGGCAAGUGGUGCUUCAUGUACAUAUUUUAUAUAGCUAUCAUGUUAAUCUGUCAAUCAAUGUAGAUGUUUUUGGAAAUAAAUUAUUUUAAAGUGUUAUUUCACACUCUGCUUUUAUUGAUCACACUUUCAACUAGAGCUACUGAUAUCUUCCAUUUCAAUUGUGAUAGCGCAGAUCAAAGCCCUACAACUCUGUAAAACUUUAUGAAACAUUAUGAAAUAUCAGAGAAAUGCAUUUAUAUUUAUUGCACCUGCAAUUGUUCUUUCAAAGAGCUAUUUCUACCUGAUUUACUCAAUAAAAUAACUAUGAAUUUAGACUGA
Molecule: messenger RNA, 1608 nt
Organism: Danio rerio (zebrafish)
Lineage: Eukaryota; Metazoa; Chordata; Actinopteri; Cypriniformes; Danionidae
Source: RefSeq, a predicted model, not a curated record